AUGAACAAGAACGCAUUUGAAGUUUUAUCACCAGACGCUGAAGAUAGUGGAGAUGUGAGUAUACACGAAGAAAGUAAAGCGCUUUCAGACGCCACUGUAGCCGUUGGAGAGCAUGCCUUGAAUAGCAAGUUUACAUUUUGGUUCUCGCGACGACCGCCUGGUAAACAACAGACACCAGUAAACUAUGAAGAAAACAUUAAACCCGUUGGCACUGUUGCCUCGGUCGAACAAUUCUGGAAUUAUUACAGUCAUAUGGCACGGCCAGGGGAUCUGACAGGACACAGUGAUAUACAUUUAUUCAAGGAUGGCAUCAAGCCCAUUUGGGAGGACGAAGCCAAUCGUGAAGGUGGCAAAUGGAUUAUAAGAUUGCGAAAGGGCCUUGCUUCUAGAUAUUGGGAGAAUUUGAUUUUAGCAAUGAUAGGAGAGCAGUUUGCAGUUGGAAACGAAAUUUGCGGUGCUGUUGUAUCUAUCCGGUUUCAGGAAGAUAUUUUAUCCCUGUGGAAUAGAUCUGCUACCGAGCAGCUAGUUACUGCUAGAAUCAGGGAUACACUGAAACGAGUUCUUGGACUACCGGCCAACACCAUUUUGGAAUAUAAAUCACAUAAUGAUAGCCUAAAAUUGUGCGCUUUUUUUCAUUUAGAGAUAACUCGAGUUAUAGGAAUACUGAUGUUUUCGUGA
Trichoplax adhaerens is the source of this 678-nucleotide messenger RNA. RefSeq lists its product as uncharacterized. NCBI's taxonomy places the organism in Eukaryota, Metazoa, Placozoa, Uniplacotomia, Trichoplacea, Trichoplacidae. Gene Ontology annotation, cellular component: eukaryotic translation initiation factor 4F complex; cytoplasm. Bases 1 to 678 code for a protein of 225 amino acids. The transcript has 9 exons. Gene Ontology annotation, biological process: translational initiation. Gene Ontology annotation, molecular function: translation initiation factor activity; RNA 7-methylguanosine cap binding. The record is from RefSeq and is a predicted model, not a curated record.